GCAUAGUAAAAGAUCCAAAAUGUUAGGGCUAGGUUUGAAAUAAAAGUUCGAAUAUAUACGGAACAAUAAAUACCUCUCUAUAUAUAUAUCACAUAAAUUAUUGGAAAAUAGUCAUCAAAUAUAUUGAAAGAAACCAACUGCAUAAAUUUAAAUAUAGAGUGAGUAAAAUAGAAAGAGAGAAAAAAACCAAAUCUUUCGAUGGAGCGAGUUUUGAAGAGGUGGGGAACCGCCGGCGGUGGCGUUGCUACCUUCCUCUUCUUCUUGAGGAUGGUACGGAGGCAUUUGCCGGUCGGCCUCCUCCGCCUUCUCAACCGGUGGUCGGAGAAGGUGAAUAUCUUCUUCAACCCCUACGUUCAAAUCUCCAUCCACGAGUACAUCAAGAGGAACAUGACGCCUCACACCGCGUACGCGGCGGUGGAGGCCUAUCUCGGCGCCAUGUCGGUGAAAGAAGCCUCCAGACUCAAGGCGGAGAUGGUGAAUAAUGACGCGACGCCGGAUGGGAAGCCGCUUCUGGCUUUGAGCAUGGAUGAGCAUGAGAGGAUUGAUGAUGAGUUCCGUGGGGCGGAAGUGCAGUGGGUUGCGUGCAAACUUCAACCACGCCUUUCGAAGGAUUCGUAUCCCGAGGUGGAGAACCGAUCUUACAAGCUCAUUUUUCACAAGAAAUAUAGGGACUUGAUGGCGGACUCCUACUUGAAUCACGUAGUGAGGAAGGGGAAGGAGAUUCUAGGACGAUACAAACCGCUUAAGCUUUACACAAACAAUGUCUCGGGCAAGGCGUUGUGGAGCCAUGUCGUGUUUGAUCAUCCUGCUAGCUUUGAGAAACUAGCGAUGGAUGCAGGCAAGAAGAAAGAGAUCUUGGAUGAUUUGAUUGCGUUCAAAGAGGGUAGGGAUUACUAUGCAAAGAUUGGUAAAGCCUGGAAGCGCGGGUAUUUACUUUAUGGGCCCCCCGGUACAGGAAAAUCAACUAUGAUCGCUGCAAUGGCGAACUUUCUCAAUUACGAUAUUUAUGAUCUUGAGUUGACUUCGGUUAGUGACAACACCAAGCUCAGAGAGCUAUUGGCAGAAACAACGAGUAAAUCGAUCGUUGUCAUUGAGGACAUUGAUUGUUCGCUUGAUAUUACCGAAAGUAGAAACAAAAGCUUAGAAGUCAACAUUGAGAAGACCAAUGAAGAUUCUGUUCUCUCGAGAGCUCGUGGGGGUAGGGGUCCAAGCAAGGUCACUCUCUCUGGAUUGUUGAACUUUAUAGACGGUUUAUGGUCUACAUGUAGUGGAGAACGAGUAAUUGUGUUCACCACCAACCAUGUCGAGAAGUUAGAUCCCGCUUUAACGAGGAGGGGGAGAAUGGACAAGCACAUCGAGCUGUCUUAUUGUACUUUUGAGGGAUUUAAAGUGUUAGCAAGAAACUACCUAGAAUUGGAAGAUCAUCCCUUGUUUGAAUCGAUAGAGGUUCUGAUGAGGGAGACUAUGAUCACACCUGUGGAUGUUAUCGAGAAUCUCAUGCCCAAAUCAUGUGUGGACGAUAGAGACAGACGCCUAGAAAAUCUUAUUCAGACCCUAAAACAAGCAAAACAACAUAUUAAGGCAGAUCAAGGCAAAAAUGAAAUGGAAGGGAAUUAGUCCAUCACCAAAGACAACAAGUUUCGAAGAAUUGAAAACAAGUAAUUUACUAUUGAUUUUCAUGUUUCUUUCCAUGCUCCCUAUCCUAGUAUUUAAUGUUAU
Molecule: messenger RNA, 1719 nt
Organism: Cuscuta campestris
Lineage: Eukaryota; Viridiplantae; Streptophyta; Magnoliopsida; Solanales; Convolvulaceae
Source: the annotation of a GenBank genome assembly